UUGUUUUAUCGACUGCAUAUGGCGUCACAUGCGAUUCAUCGGUUGUCUAUUGUCAACUGACCAGGGUGAGGAUUUAUUUCUGAGAGGACAAAACGAACUGUCAAAAUGAGUAUUCUAGCGUACAAUGGAGGUGCUAUGAUAGCAAUGAAGGGUAAGAACUGCGUGGCGAUAGCAGCAGAUCGAAGAUUCGGUAUUCAAGCUCAAACGAUUACCUGUGACUUCCAAAAAAUCUUCGAAAUGGGUCCACAUUUAUUCCUGGGAAUCCCAGGUCUUGCCACCGAUGUCCAAACAGUUAUGGAACGCCUGAGAUUUCGAUUGAAUCUCUACGAGCUCAAGGAGAACCGCAGAAUGCAUCCCAAGACAUUUGCAUCAGUUGUUUCGAAUUUACUCUAUGAGAAACGUUUUGGCAGUUAUUUCGUGGAGCCUGUGAUCGCUGGCCUCGAUCCUGACACCUUUGAGCCCUAUAUUUGUAAUAUGGAUCUCAUUGGGUGUCUGAAUGAACCUGAUGACUUCGUCGUUGGUGGAACAGCUGAGGAUCAACUCUAUGGAAUGUGUGAAACUGUUUAUGAACCUGAUCUUGAAGCUGAUGAUCUUUUUGAGACUGUCAGUCAGGCGUUGGUCAAUGCCUGUGAUCGAGAUGCCAUGUCUGGAUGGGGAGCUAUUGUUCAUAUCAUUGAAAAGGAUAAGGUCACCACCAGAACCGUCAAGACACGAAUGGAUUAAUUAUCGAAUAAAUUGGUGGAAGAGACUUUUUGUUUUGGAUUAUUCACAUUUUUACCUUUUAAUUAAAUACACGUUCGUUGGAAAAGAGAA
Fopius arisanus is the source of this 813-nucleotide messenger RNA. RefSeq names its product proteasome subunit beta type-3 (gene Prosbeta3). The transcript is spliced from 3 exons. The coding region runs from base 106 to 723 and encodes 205 amino acids. Lineage: Eukaryota; Metazoa; Arthropoda; Insecta; Hymenoptera; Braconidae. Gene Ontology annotation, cellular component: proteasome core complex, beta-subunit complex; proteasome core complex. Gene Ontology annotation, biological process: proteasome-mediated ubiquitin-dependent protein catabolic process. The record is from RefSeq and is a predicted model, not a curated record.